This is a messenger RNA of Adineta steineri, 756 nucleotides long. Lineage: Eukaryota; Metazoa; Rotifera; Eurotatoria; Adinetida; Adinetidae. The record is from the annotation of a GenBank genome assembly.
AUGAAUUGGCAACGAUUUCAAACAUCAGCAAGUCUUGCUUUCCUUCGUACAUUAUUAUUCUGUGUUAAUGUUAUUUUUAUGUUUACUGGUGGAAUUUUAAUUUUACUUGGUAUUGCUAUACGAAGUCAUUUUCAAGAUUUUCUUGAUAUAACACCAGAUAUGAAUUCGACAUCACCAUAUAUUCUAAUUGGUCUUGGUGUUAUUAUCCUUUUAGUUGGUUUCUCAGCAUUUUGGUGUACAUUUAAAGGUCAUGUUACUCUAUUGUAUAUUUAUUCAGUCAUUAUUCUACUUGUACUAAUUGCGGAAGUUGUAUUAGCUGGUACAAUAUUCAUGAGAAAACGAACAUACGAACAGACAUUUAAAACAGUAGUAAGAAAAGUUAUGCAACAAUAUCCACGUAGACCAAUGAAAUCACAUAUUGAUCAUCUUCAACGAGGAUUACAAUGUUGUGGUAUUGAUUCGUAUGCAGAUUGGUUUGAAACGCCUUAUGGCGGUACACAUCAUCAAGUGCCACAAUCAUGUUGUAAACAAUUAUCUAAUCAUACAUGUAUGAGAACAGAUCUUGAAAAAGAAAAUCUUUUGAAUGAUAUUCAUACAAAUGGAUGUUAUUCAACAGUUAUUUUGGCAAUUAAAAGUAAUUAUCUAGUUUUCGGUGGUAUUAUUAUGACUAUUGCUUUAUUUCCAUUGACUGGUAUUAUUCUUGCUUGUUGUUUGGCUCAUCAAUUGAGUAAACAUCGUUACGAACGAGUUAAUUAA